This is a messenger RNA of Brassica napus (rape), 1551 nucleotides long. RefSeq lists its product as uncharacterized. The coding region runs from base 850 to 1341 and encodes 163 amino acids. NCBI's taxonomy places the organism in Eukaryota, Viridiplantae, Streptophyta, Magnoliopsida, Brassicales, Brassicaceae. The record is from RefSeq and is a predicted model, not a curated record. The transcript is spliced from 3 exons.
CAACAUAUCAGAGAAAUACUUUAAACAUUCAAGAACAAGUUUCUAAUGCAAGCAAACAAUCAGAUUAAGUUGAUGCAGCAGUCGGAUAUGUAAAAAAAAUUGGUGUAAUUGUCAACCUAAAAGGUUCUAGCAAUUAACUCACAUCAGGAAGAUUAAAAAAAUCAAACAAGCUUAAACAGGGUGAAACAAGACGAGAUUUAAGCUUUGAAAAUAGAUUAGGGUUUUAGAUUUUAUUCUGCAAAGACAUACGGCUAGAUGUAGCUGUAUGUAUGCGGCUGAGGGUUUAAAUCCUUUUUGGUUUUGUUUUGAGUUUUCUGAAGAUACCUGAACCUUUUGUGAUGAGUUGAACGGUCUGUGAGGAGAGAGAGCUGCUGCUGGUUGCUGACAGAGAGAAAAAGAGGCGACUGGAAGAGCUUUAGGAGUCGCCGGAAAAUAGCAAGAGAUCGUUUGGUUUCUGAUUUAUGAGUGGUGGAUUUUUGGAAGGGUUUAGAGACAAGGUCGUGCUGAUAACGUGUUGUGAAUGAAGAGGAGAACUUGUGUGUAUUAUUAGGUCGACCAACUGGUCUUUAUAUACAUAUGGUAAUGACGGUCUAAGUACUGGAUCGACAUGAGAUCGUACUUAUCCUUAACUAGAUAAUGACUAGCAAUACGUAAGAUAAACACUAACUAUAAUGUAGAUAAACACAAGAGUAGAUAGGCGCCAGUAUGAUCCUGCGGAUGGGCUUGGCCCGUCUUGCUACAUGGGCUUCUUGCUACACGGGCUGAUAAGUGGAUCCAUCAAUAAAUGGUUUAUAACACAAACAUUUGUGAAGUGAAAUUGUGAAACAUAUAGCACAAACGAGAGAAAAAAUGGUGGAAACUCCAAGUAAAAUCCAUCAACUUCUUCUUCUUCACUCUCUCAUUUUCUUCCUAACUCUCUCUCCUUCCACACAACAAGAACAAGAAACCCACCACUGCAGCAAAAUCAAUACCACGAACCUUUUCCUCUCCCCAUUCUCAAACCAAUCAAUCGUCGCCGCAAAUCUCAUCACCUGCAGAUCUGGAAGACUCUACUUCAAAACCUCAGUCGGUCUCUUCCAUGUCUCUUCCAUAGACUACACAACCAAAACCCUAAUCCUCUCUCAUUCUUCGGGAAGAGAGAAGAAAGUGAAGAAACUGGGAACAAGGGUUUCUUUAGAAGUGGAGGGUCACUUGCCGGAUUUAUGCAUCGCGUGCGAGAGACCAGACGGUAACUGUGGAGUUGCUCUCAGAUGUCUCUGCCAUCCUAAAGAAUGCAAAAACAAAGUUGUCAACUAUGCAACGAAGUCGCGAGCUUUAUUAUCUGGUGUCUAUUUUUGUUGAACACUUCAUGGCACCACCAUUAUCAAUUUAUCACAUACCCGUCCCUCCCAGGAGUAAGUUGAAUAGAAGAAACUCUUAUUGGGUAUUUAUUUCUAAUUUUGUUCUAUAUCUUAUUGAAUCGAAUAUGUUGACAUGAGAGCUCAACAUACAUAUAUGAUAAACAAUCAAGCCAAAUACAACAACACCAGCGUAAUAUAAAGAUUUCAAAUC